UCCUCCUCCUCCUCCUCCUCCUCUCUCCUCCUCCUCCUCGUUCCUUGAUCCUCCCCCCUCUCCCGAUCCGCAGCCAAUCUGGCUCAGGGUGCCCUGCUCUCCCGACGCGGGGGGGCCGGGGCGCCGCGCGGGCACGCGCGCGCGGCGAAGGGCGGGUUCCGCGUCAGAUGGGACCUGCCGCUCUGGUGGCGGGGCAGGCUUGCAGGAGACAUCGCCAUCCGCUCCGCCGCCACCUCUUGCAUUAUGUUGACCGCCUAUGACACCGCUAGUGAUCAGGAUGACGACAGGAGCAGGAUGUCCGAGAAGAUUGCUGACAUGGAUCUGGACUAUCAGGACGCCUGGCCCAAUGUGGAGGUCACCAUAGCCAUCAACGAAGUCCUGCAGCUGGACAUCAAGGAAAUGACUUUUGAGGCGGACUUUGCGGUGUAUUUGGACUGGGUGGACCCCAGACUGAAGCCAGGAGUGCACUACGACUACAACGCGGAAAAAGGCAAGUUCGAGUUGGCGCCAACUUUGCAGAAACAGCUACUUGAGGACAGAGGCAGCUACAGCGUGUUCAAUCCGUUUCUAGAGAUCGCUAACGAGAAGAAGCUCGAGAAGAAGACCUCGCCAGCUAUCUCCAUCGUGGAUGAGCAGACCGAGGACGGGAAAGAUGUCCCCUGGCUCUGCAAGAAGUUCGAGUUCAUUGGAGCACUGCACUGCCCACAGGUCAAUGCCAGAGUGUUCCCUUUCGACGUGCAGGGUCUGCAGAUCAAGGUCCAGUGCGCAGAGCUGGAGGGCGUGACGUCCCUGGGCCAGCCUCGCACGAUCACGCUCCUGGAGCCGCGCCUGCGCCGGGCGACGCGGCAGCGGGAGAGGCUCCGCUCGAGGAGGGCCCGGAUGCGGAUGAUCUGGGCCGACACCUCCGACGAGAACCAGUGCAUGAGCCACAUGUGGCGGUUGAACGACGAGGACGGGGAGGCGUUCGGGUUCGGCGAGAUGCAGGUGCUGGCCAUGGGCGGGACGGAGCUGGGCAGCCUCUACGCUUUCCACGUGGUGUUGCAGCGCCAGUGGUACCCGCGCUACGUCGCCGACUUCGUCAUUCAGAACCUACAGGUCCUUCUGGCCAGCACCUCGCUGUGGAUACCCUUUAAUGUCGACACGCUGGCGAACCGCAUGGGCAUCGCCCUGAUGGUGCUGCUCACGCUGGUCGCCUCUACGAACACGAGGCCGGCCAUGAUCGACACGGUGCCGUAUUCGACGCUCCACGACAGUUACGGGCAGUUCAUGGUGUUGCUAAUCUUGCUCAUCUCCGUGGCGAACUGGUACGUGUUCGUGAACUGCUGGGGCUUCUAUCGCACGCCUGGGGAGGACGACUACUGGGACGCCGACCUCCACAUGGUGGUCAACACAAUCCGGGACGGCAUGAUGCCGGACGCCGGCCUGUGCCAGGAGGGCUUCCUUGGGGCAUCGCGUUUGGAUACGUACAUCUUCAUGAUCCAGCUGAUCGCUCAGUUCCUCCUGAUCUGGGGGAUUCUCAUCCAGGCGCAGAUGGCCAGGAUCACGACCUUGCUGUACAUCAAGUGCCAGCUGGACGAGCCCGCCCAGAACCCUGGCGAGAACUCACAACUGGUUCUCUGCGACAAUGGCUUCGAGUUCAUGCGCCGCGAGGACAUCUCUGAUUGUUCGCGCCGCGCGGGGCUGCUACCCUUCACCGGGUGCUUCAUCUGGUUAUGGGGGCACGCGCGGCACUUGCGGCGGAAGUUGGAACCUUUCUGGCCGAUGGAGGACGGCACCUUCCACGCAAUGGACUUCCUGCGGAGGAUCAAGCGGGCGGACGAGCUGAGGGCCCUCGCCAAGACUGACUUCGCCCCGGGCAUAUCGAAUUUUCGCGGCUACAUGCCGCGGACCGAGACCUCGCGAUUCUUGGACGUUGGUUCGGGGGAGAUGGGCUUCUACUCCUACUGGGUCGACCAGGACACUGGCCUGCUCGGCAUCGACGGGGGGCAGGACAAGCUCAAGUACAAGAAGGGCUGCACCUUCGUGGACCACUUCGUGGACGCCCCGGACGGCCCACAGGACCUCGCGAGGGAGAUCGCCGAGCGGUUCAAGCUGGCGGCCCUGAGCUCGGAGCGGCCCAGCGGCGGCCGCCCAACCAGCACGUGGACGUCGGCCGACAGCGGAAGAGCCAGGAAGGCCCAGCAGAGCAUCGUCGUCGGGCGCGCCACCGAGGGGCCCCUGUCGCCCAUUGCCGACAGCCCCAGCGAGGCGCUGGACUGCGUGGUGCCGGUGCUACCGAGUGUGCCGAGCGCCGUGGAGACCCCGGAGCUGGAGGAGCGCGACGGCAGCCUGGCGAGCUGCACGUCUCCCAGGAGGACAACGGCGGCGAAGGGCGACAGCUUUGUGGAGAGGUGCACCUCCUCCAAGCUGCCCGGCGCGAAGAAGAAGAAAAUGAAGCUGUUCAUGUGUCUCACGGGCGCGAACCGGCAAAUGCUCAGCGAGGACUCGUCUGGGCGCCAGAAGCUCCGCGCCUUCGUGAAGGCCCUGAACAAGCACCUCGAGGCACUCGGCGUGGAGUGCGUAGAGUUCUCACCGCAGGACAAGGACGAGGCUAUGUACGAGCUGCGGGCGUGCGAGUGGGUGGUGCAGCACGGGGACCUGGACGUGAAAUACAUGCGGCUAGGCGGGAACUACCGCAACCUGCAGCACGGCUGGGAGGACGGGCUCACCACCCUGGAAGAGGUCCUGAGGGAGUUUCGGUGGCUCAACGUGGAGAAGGAGCUCACCGCGGCGUACGAUGCCGCGGCGGAGGCGCCUGGCGCGGGCCUCCCAUGCGUAGAGGAGGAGAUGGAGGAGGAAGAGGAGGAGGAGGAGCUGGGCCUCCACGUCGACGAGGUCGCGAAGGCCGAGGCGGAGGUCAACCGGUCGACCGGUUCGAGCCUGCAGGUCCUGCCGCCGCCCGAGCCGCGCAGCAACCAGCGCACGACCUCGGACCCCACGGGGCGGCGUGCUUCGCGGGCCGACCCCGCGGAGGCCGCGCGCGACCUGAGGAAGGCGCGGUCGUCGGUGGGAGACCUGCGCGCGGGGACGCCCGCCGGGGUGCGGCCGGAGAGGGCAGUGGUGCGCUGCAGGGACUUCUACAGCCAGUUCGAGAGCAGCAUGCCCCUGAUGCGCGCCCUGGUCCGCUCCAAGGAGUUUGUCGGCACGAUGUCCGCUGGUUCUGGCUCUUGCCAGGUCACGCUGCGGGAGACUUUCGUCCCGCGGCUCACCCGCGGCGCCACCCUCGCUCGCGGCGCGUCGCUAGCGCCCGCUGGGGCCAGGAAGUGCCUUGCCAGCAUCCCCCUCGGCAACCGCUCCCCGAUGACCGCGAUGAGGCUCAAGCUGGACGGCGGGGAGGAGGACGACGACGCGUCGCCCCUGUCCAAGAACCUGCCCAUGACGCGCCAGCGCACCCUGGCCCUGCUCGGCCCGAAGGCGGUGCCGGAGGCGGCGGGCAGGGGCCUGCUGAGGCAGAGGCCGGCGAGGCAGCGGCGCUCGACCGCCUUGCCGACGGGGUUCAAGGAUGCGGCGUACGGCAACCCCGGGGUGUACAUCACCACCCAGCCCGCGUGGCCCGAGGAUGGCCCCGUCAGCAGGGAGUUGCUGGAGGAAUGGCGCGACCUCGUCGUGUGUUGCGCCGAGGAAGUGGACGUGCCUCGGGGCCAGCGCGGCCUCUUCGUGGGCAUCACGGCCUUCUUCUACGCCGCGAAGCUCGCGGGGUGCGAGGACCGGAUCCUCGAGAAGUCGGAGUUCUUGGACGCGCUCGAGGCCAAGAAAGAGGAGUUGCCUCCUCGGCCUCGUCCUCCCGCUCCUCCCCCCCUUCCGCAGCUUUCGGAGCUGCUGGAGAGCGGCGGGACUGGGCGGGACCUCGCCAACUUGACGCUCGUCGCCGCGCUGGGGGAUCACGUUAUGCACAACAAAGCCAAGAUCGUCUGCAAACGCACUUGGUUGUGCUCCGAGCCGGAGCGCUCCGAACCCAUGAAGGUCGUCGCCACAUGGACCCUCGGGUUUUUCCUAAGACAUCUGGCUGCCUCGUGACCUUCGCUGGAGGCUGGGCGAGCGAAACGGCGGGCCAGAGCGGCGCGCUGAUUUUUUGAUCAGAUGGGCGCACCCACUAUGAGUCGUGCCCUUUUUGUUUCCUUCAAGAUGGAGGCGUACGAGCGCGAACGUGGCCGAAAUCGUGGCCACCUAUUUGUGCCGCGAUCGUGUCCCCUAGUGCUGCAUGAGACUUGUUCGAUGAUUGUGUUCUCACCCUGGUGUAGAUUUCAUAGACCACCGCGCGUAGGUGUGGUGUUGACUCGGAGACAUGCUGCAUCCUUGUAGAUAACUUCUCUGGCUCCUCGCUCUCCCCUCUCCCUCCCCGUCAUCGGCAUCGUCGUCCUCGUCAUGAGGCUCUGGCAUGGCUAUUGCUCGCGUGAUCCGUUCGCGUUCGACUGUCAUGUGUGCUGUCGCCUCCACUGAGGCGCGGAGAGGACGCCCUGGCCGCGAUGCUCGUCUGGGUCGUUGGGCCGCCUCUUCGCUCGUUCUGCUCAUUCGACGCGCGCGGCGCUCGAUCCGAGCUCGGUCCCGAUCAUCAUCA
Molecule: messenger RNA, 4597 nt
Organism: Prorocentrum cordatum
Lineage: Eukaryota; Dinophyceae; Prorocentrales; Prorocentraceae
Source: the annotation of a GenBank genome assembly